UGGACUAUGUGAGCGGGCUAUGUCACAUGAUAUAAUUUAGUGUCGACUGUUCAGCCCGUCAUGCAUAUGGAGUGUCUGUUCACAUCGGCAUUCUUCAGGAGCACGUCAUUGGUGUGUUGCUGAUGGCAGCCAUAGUAGUCCCUUCUCUUUGGAAAUGGCCCCAGUUGACAGGAGUACGCUAUGCAGACGAGUUCUCUGCCAUGAAACCAUCCAGGACUCCUCUGACCAGUGACAAACCAAAGGAAUUGGAAGCACGGUCCAAGAGCAUGGUGCUUGGAGAGUUGUCUCGGGUCUCCAGGCCCUGCUCUCCUCUGGAUCAGGAGAAAACCCUGAAGGCAGGCUGGCUGAAGAGACAGCGGAGCAUCAUGAAAAACUGGCAGCUGCGUUGGUUUGUCCUGAGGACUGAAGCUCUGUACUUCUACAAGGACCAGGAUGAAACCAAGGCACAGGGUUGUAUUCCUCUUCAGGGCAGUCAGGUCAAUGAGCUGCCUGCCAAUCAGGACGAGCCUGGACGUCACCCUUUUGAAAUCGUUCCAGGGGGGGCUGGAGAAAAGGAUCGAACUGGCAUAAGCCACGAAUCUUUCCUGCUGAUGGCCAACUCUCAGAGUGACAUGGAGGAAUGGGUCAGAGCAAUACGUAGAGUCAUAUGGGCUCCACUUGGAGGAGGUGUCUUUGGGCAGCACCUGGAGGAGACAAUGUUGUACGAGAACCAGUGUGGCCCUCAGCGACUGGUCCCCGUGCUGGUCGAACAGUGUGUGUGUUUCAUACGUGAACACGGGCUGGAGGAGGAGGGCCUUUUCAGGGCCCCAGGACAGACCAAUCAUGUUCGAGAGCUGCAGGAUGCCUUUGACCGUGGCGAGAAGCCAGUGUUUGACAGUACCACAGAUGUCCACACAGUGGCAUCGCUGCUAAAGCUCUACAUACGGGAGCUGCCAGAGCCUAUAAUCCCAUUCUCCAAAUACACACAGUUUCUCUCUUGUGCUCAGCUUCUUACCAAGGACAAAGCGAUGGGUAUCAUAGAGCUAGGCAAACAGGUGAAAUCUCUUCCUCAGGUCAACUACAACCUCCUCACAUACAUCUGCAAGUUUCUGGAUGAGGUCCAAUCUCACUCCAAUGAGAAUAAGAUGAGUGUUCAGAAUCUGGCCACUGUGUUUGGACCCAAUAUCCUUCGGCCCAGGGUGGAGGAUCCAGUUACCAUGAUGGAGGGAAGUUCACAGGUGCAGCACCUCAUGACUGUGCUGAUCAGUGAACACACCCGACUUUACCAACGGGAGGAGCCAGAAACUGACGCCAAGAUUCCCCUGCAGCAACAGCUGAGUCCUGGCCAACGCGGCAAAGUAGAAUGGCUCCCACAAGAAGACGCCAACACCCCACCCUCCAAAACCCCGAAAGAGGAACCCCGGUCUUCCACCCCUACUACAGAAAGUAAGCCGACUGCACCGAGCCCUAUUACAACAACGUCAGAGAAAGGUGAGGAUAGUGAGACUGAAGGGAAGGUCAAAGGUAAGACAGAAGAGAAAAUGGAUGGAAAAGAAGACAGCAAAAGUGAAGGGAAAGGUGAAAGUGAAGUAGCUGUGAGCCCCAGUAAACAGUCUAAAGCCCUUCCCUCCUGGAGGAGCUCCUUCAAAGGUGGUGGUGCAGCAUCUGGGGGACCGAGGGGCAAAAUAGGGGGGUCAGCAGGAGAUGUGUCAGCAGCUGCUGGGAGCAACUGGCUGAUGAAUGGCCUGUCGUCCCUCCGAGUUCACCGGCGCACCACCUCAUCUGGUGAAAGACUCAAAGACUCUUCUCUAAAGGAUUCAACCCUCUCCCUUAAAGAGACUACUCUUCCACUAAAGGACUCACAGAGAGACUCUGAUGAAGACUCCUCUCAAAUGCCCCUGUCUAACAGAGUCCUUCUCCAAUCCCACAGACUGUCUGCCUAUGACAACGUAGCCCCCUCCAGUCUCAGCCUGCCUGCUGACACCUCCUCCAUCUGGACGUCCUUUGAGAUCUCUCUGGCCGAGCCGGAGGGAAGUGAAAAGGCGGUAAAAUUAGGGCAGGGUCAAGAGAAAUCCACAGAGGUGAGGGACAGUACAAGUACUCUGGAUCACAGUGCAAGCGGCACUGAGGAUGAUCUCACAGGAACAAAUGAAGGUCUCAGCAACAUGCUGACUGAGCUCAAACAGGAGCUGAAGAAACAGAGGACGAGCUACGAAACCUGCAUUCGCAAGUUGGAGGAAUCCUGUUCUAAGUACCAGGCCCAGGUAAACUGCCUCGAGGAGGAGCUGGACCAGGAGAAGAAGAAGUUCCAAAUGCUGGAGAUCCGACUCAGGAACUCGGAGCGGGCACAUCAAGACGCAGAGAACCGCAACAUUCUCCUCCAGAAGGAGAUGGAGGAGUUCUUCAAAACGCUUGGAGAUCUGACCACAGGGGCAACACGGACCAACUAGACCACACCAACCUGCCUUCAUCUGGUCCAUAAGAGGAGGAGGAGCAGGAUUACUGGGAAGACCAGCCAGCCCCAAAGCUUUGAAGACCAAAUACCUCUAGUGCAGUACUACUUGCCAUCGUGUCCUCUUUAGUACAGCCGUCUUGUGCCUACA
Messenger RNA from Centropristis striata (black sea bass), 2582 nucleotides. RefSeq names its product Rho GTPase activating protein 22 (gene arhgap22a). Gene Ontology annotation, biological process: activation of GTPase activity; signal transduction. Gene Ontology annotation, cellular component: focal adhesion. The transcript is spliced from 12 exons. Gene Ontology annotation, molecular function: GTPase activator activity. Lineage: Eukaryota; Metazoa; Chordata; Actinopteri; Perciformes; Serranidae. The record is from RefSeq and is a predicted model, not a curated record. Bases 123 to 2429 code for a protein of 768 amino acids.